CGUAACCAGUAAUCUGUCCUUGCUUCCCGCUGAACCUGGACUGAAAAUGCCUCCACCCUUUCAUCGCUUGCUCACCUCCUCAAUCCGAAAACCACCAAAAACUCUCAUUUCUUCAUCAUUCCCAUCAUUUUCCUCCUCCAAUUUCACGCACCCAUCAUCAGUCAAUCACCGUCACUUGUCAAUCCCACCGCAACCUCCCCAAAACCCCACUUCCCACUUCCUCCAACCCAGAACCCGAACCCCUCUCGAGACCCAAUUCGAAACAUGGGUUCAAAGGCUCAAGCCCGGCUUCACCCCCUCCGACGUCGAGGCAGCUUUACGAGCCCAACCCGAUGCCGAUCGCCUCGACAUCUUCCGUUGGACCGCCUUACAACGCGGGUACAAGCACACGGAUACCACCUACCUCACCAUGAUAAAACUCCUCAUCUCCGCCAAACGCUACCGCCACGCCGAGACGCUAAUCGAGGAAGUCAUCGCCGGUGCUUGUCCCGUCAGUGUUCCUCUUUACAACACCGUAAUCCGUUUCUGCUGUGGCCGUAAGUUUCUUUUCAACCGUGCCUUUGAUGUUUACAAGAAAAUGUUGAAAUCUGAUGAUUGCAAACCCACGCUCGAGACGUUCGCUUUGUUGUUUAAUUCUUUGCUUAGGAGAUUCAAUAGACAAACUGUUUGUUAUGUGUAUUUACACUCGAUCCGGUCUUUAGCGAAGCAAAUGAAAGCUUUGGGAAUCAUUCCGGAUACUUUCGUGUUGAAUAUGAUAAUUAAGGCCUAUUCAAAGUGUUUAGAUGUCGAUGGAGCGAUUCGGGUUUUUCGUGAAAUGGGGUUGUAUGGAUGCGAGCCUAAUGCUUAUACAUAUGGUUAUAUUUUCAAGGGCUUGUGUGAGAAGGGAAAGGUUUCGCAGGGGUUUGGGUUGUUUAAGGAGAUGAGGGAGAAAGGAUUGGUGCCGAAAGGGAGUGCUUAUAUGAUUCUGAUUUGUAGUCUUGCGAUGGAGCAAAGGCUUGAUGAUGCUGUCGAUGUUGUUUAUGAUAUGUUGGGGAUCAUGGCGCCGGAUUUAUUGACUUAUAAGACUGUAUUGGAAGAGUUGUGUAGAGGAGGGAGGAGUAAUGAUGCUUUUGGGUUGCUAGAGGAGUGGAAGAAGAGAGAUUUGUCUAUGGGCCAAAAGAAUUACAGCAUUUUGGUGAAUACUUUGCAUUGUAAGAAUCAAGACUGAAUUUUAUACACUGGUCUACUAUUUCAUGUUUGUUGUUUCUUGCUUCCAAUCAGAUCUGAAGAGGCUAACUUGUUUACUGCUGAACUUUUGAAACUGUGAUACCUGAUUGAUUCAUGAUUGAGGUUUUUCCUUGGUGGAUUUACAUUUCAGUGUAUCUAUUGACAUCAGUGACUUUGCAAUUCAUUUGAAGGAUGAGAAAAGGGAGGACAUGGCUUUUGCAUGUGUUAUCAACAG
Molecule: messenger RNA, 1441 nt
Organism: Hibiscus syriacus
Lineage: Eukaryota; Viridiplantae; Streptophyta; Magnoliopsida; Malvales; Malvaceae
Product: pentatricopeptide repeat-containing protein At3g25210, mitochondrial
Molecular function (GO): protein binding
Source: RefSeq, a predicted model, not a curated record